This is a messenger RNA of Carica papaya (papaya), 2558 nucleotides long. Its product is annotated as ARM repeat superfamily protein. Gene Ontology annotation, cellular component: GID complex. Gene Ontology annotation, molecular function: protein binding. Gene Ontology annotation, biological process: proteasome-mediated ubiquitin-dependent protein catabolic process. The record is from RefSeq and is a predicted model, not a curated record. NCBI's taxonomy places the organism in Eukaryota, Viridiplantae, Streptophyta, Magnoliopsida, Brassicales, Caricaceae.
CCAAAAAUUUAUCCCCCUACCUUCCAUUUCUUCCUAUCGGCGUCUUCCUCUCUCUAAGGCACCAGCUUUCGUCGUGGAGCUAGACAACCGCCAUGCCCACGACAUCGUCCUCCCCAAGCACCGCCGCGUUCGGAAACCACCCGGCCAACCUUUUAUCGCGGCUCGGCUCAACGGAUGCGGAAAUCAAGCUCAAGGCGCUCCGCGAGGUCAAGAACCAGAUAAUUGGGAAUCGCACCAAGAAGCUUGCCUUCAUCAAGCUCGGCGUCGUCCCAGCUAUUGCAUCCAUUGUUGCCGAUUCAGCAGCUUACGUGGCCGCCAAUGCCGUCAAUGACAGUGAUAAUAAGGACAGUAACAAGAGUGAUAACAUUCUUGUGCAGUCGGCGGCAGCUCUAGGGAGCUUCGCUUGUGGCUUCGACGCCGGGGUCCAGGCCGUGCUCGAUUCCGGGGCGUUCUCUCACCUUCUGCGGCUUCUCUCAAAUCGUAACGAGAAGGUGGUUGAUGCUGGUGCCCGUUCCCUUAGAAUGAUUUAUCAAUCAAAACUAGCUCCUGAAUAUGAUUUCCUUCAAGAGAAAAACAUGGAGUUCCUUCUCUCACUAUUGAAUAGUGAUAACGAAAAUGUUAGCGGACUUGGUGCAAGCAUUAUAACUCAUUCUUGUGGAACAAGUGCUGAGCAGAAUGCUUUGUAUGAUGCUGGUUUGAAGAAGCUUACUGGUCUUCUUGAAGGUUCUUUAAGUCAAAGAGAUGCUAGUUUAGAGUCUUUAGCUGCUAUUUUCAAGAACAAUUCUGAUGUUAUUACCAGAUUUAUGGAACUUAACAGUGGAAGAUUUUUAAGUUCUAUAGUUGAAUUAGCAAAGGAUAGAUAUGCCAGAACGAGGUUGCUUGCAUGCAUGUGCUUGAUAGUCAUAAGAAACACUUCUCCAGGCUACCUUCAAGAUACCGGAAGCAAAACCAAAUUGAUACAUGUUUUACUUGAGCUUCUUGAUGAACCUGGCCCAAUUGGAGAUGAGGCUUCCUUCGCCUUUUCUAGUUUAAUUGCAGGGAAGGAGGAUCUACAGAAACUGGCUCUUGAGGUUAAUGCUAUUGAUAGAUUAUACAACCACAUCGAAAAACGGCCUUUGCAGCCCAAGCGUUUUGAAGGUUUGCUGUUAGCUCUAGCUGAUAUGUGCUCAAUGUUGGAGAUUUGCAGGUCUAGAUUCUUGUCAUUGGAGGUAUUGAAUGUGGUAACCAAUGCACUAAGUCAUGAUAGCGCUGAUGUACGUACAGCAGCUUGCAUUUGCUUACAUAGUGUCACCCGGUCAAUCAAGAAACUGAGUGCAGGCUGUUUCAUGAAUGAAGCUGUUGUUGCUCCUCUGAUUCAGCUUUUGCAUGACCCAUCAACCUUUGUCCAGGUUGCCGCUCUUGGUGCUGUUAGCAACAUAGUGGUAGAUUUUGCAAUGCGCAAGUUAGCUUUCAUACAAUGCGGAGGUGUGAAACAGCUUAUUCAGUUAUCUAAAUCAAUGGAUUCAACCAUCAGGUUAAAUGCAUUGUGGGCUUUGCGUAACUUGAUUUUCCUAGCGGACAACAAAUGUAAAGAAGGGGUGUUCUCAGAACUUACGGCUCCAUUACUAGCAAGUCUAAUCAGUGAUCCUGAACCUCCUGUGCAAGAGCAAGCUUUGGCUUUUGCUCGUAAUCUUGUUGAUGGAUCUAUUGAUUCUAUUGAAUAUGUUUUCAGUGAAGGUUGGAUUAUAUUAAAUGCUGUUGUGAAGCAAUUGCAGAAUGCUUCAAAAGCUGAAAUUGGGAUACAGGGGAUGUAUGUGCUUACCAAUGUGGCAAGUGGAAAUGAGCUUCACAAAGAAGCAGUAAUGCACCAACUCCUACCUCAACCAGAUGAAGGGACUAAACAUUUCAUACUCAAGUUUUUGCAAAGCAGCAAUAGUCAGUUACGUACAGCUACAGUCUGGCUUAUCAUAAAUCUUACUUCUCCAUCCAGUCCAACUGCAGUCAGUCGGCAUGCAAAACUGCGCAAUGCAGGCAUCAUUUCUCAGAUUAAGAAUAUGGGAAACGAUCCCUGCUUGGAUGUUAAGCUUCGCGUUAGAACAGCAAUUUUGCAGUCCUUGACUUUUGGCGAUGCUUAAACACAUCAUUGUUUUCUCCCCAUGAAUCCAAGACAGAGUUAAGAUAUCAAUACAGUUUUGUUCUGGUUCUCAACUUUGUUGUAUAAAAAUGUUUUGAUCUCUUCUCUUAUAUCGAGACAACGAGGUGUGCUUUAGUCAAAGACUCAAAGCUCUUAUGGUAGAUACAUUGUUAAUAGUCUUAGAACUAAGCUCUGGGUAGAAGCUUUAUCAUGACAUUAAAAACCUUUUUGUUAAUCGUUUGUUCAGUAUUUUGUACAUAAUAUUCCAAUUGAAAGUUGUAAGUCCCAAUUUAUGGUUGUGUAUUCUGUUCCCUUUUCCCGGGACCAACGGCGGAGUUUAGAAUGUCUAAUUAGAAAGAGUUAUUGUGAGAUAAUUUCUGGGCACUUCAAGUACCUUGUUUGGUUAACAAUGAUCAGAUUUAAGUAUUGUGAGAUACUUUCUGGC